CUGCCCUCCCGAGGCGCUUGCGCCUGCUUCGGCUGCGCGUGUUGCUUGGCGGAGGCUGUGCCGCUCAUCGGUGCGACCCUCCACGAGUUGGCACAUGGGCAAGUGCUGGCAGGUGCUCCGCUGCUUGCGGAGCGGCUCAAUGCGGCGGAUGGGGCUAAGGCGGGGUCGCGAGGUCCUCGCCGCGCUCCUCGGGCAAUCGGUGGCCGAGAAGCACAUCGCGACGGCGGAGGCGAAAGGCGCUGGCACUGGGCACUGGGGCUCCCUCGGGCGGCGUUGCUGGAGCUGCUGGCUGGCAGGGCGUGGAGGCACUUCCUGA
Molecule: messenger RNA, 316 nt
Organism: Prorocentrum cordatum
Lineage: Eukaryota; Dinophyceae; Prorocentrales; Prorocentraceae
Source: the annotation of a GenBank genome assembly